CCCCCCACCCCGCCCUCCCGGUCUCGUGCUCGGCUGUUCCCGACCCGUCUACUAUGAGCGCAAUGCGUGUGGAUGCCAAAGUGGUGAUGCUGGGAAAGGAGAGCGUGGGGAAGACCAGCCUGGUGGAGAGAUACGUCCAUCAUCGCUUCUUGGUCGGCCCGUACCAGAACACGAUCGGCGCCGCUUUCGUUGCCAAACCGAUCCAGGUUGGAGAGAAAGUGAUUACCCUGGGAAUAUGGGACACAGCUGGAUCCGAGCGCUACGAAGCUAUGAGCAGAAUCUACUACAGAGGAGCGCGAGCCGCCAUCGUCUGCUACGAUCUGACCGACAGCAGCAGCUUCCAGCGAGCUCGGUUCUGGGUGAAGGAGCUGCAGAACUGCGAGGAACACUGUAAGAUCUACCUGUGUGGAACCAAGAACGACCUGGUUGAAGCCGAUCGCAGCAUUCGUCAAAUCGACUACCAUGACGCUCAGGACUUUGCUGAAGAGAUCGGUGCGCAGCAUUUCGAGACCUCCAGUAAAACGGGAAAUAACGUGGAUGACUUGUUCCAGAAAGUCGCCGAGGAUUACAACAGCACCGCCUUCCAGUAUAUGACCGGUGAGUGUUUCCUUCACGCACGCUCAGCAGAGGAAACCGGCGUCGACUUGGGCCAGAAGAAAGACUCAUAUUUCUACUCCUGUUGCCAUAACAACUGAUGCUGAGCAACCGGGGAGGGAAACAAGACGCGGUCAACUUCCCUCUCCGACUGGGAGUAAAACCUGGAAAUGCUGGAUGGAUAACUCUGAUCCAAGGAAAAGAAAUGAAGCAGGAAUGUUUAUACUUUGUUAGAUAAGUUUGUUUCUUUUUGUGCCAUAAAGAACUGAAGAGGAUCCCCUGCUGUCGCUGGGCGGGUUUAAUGCUUCUCGCCCAGCUGUGUGUCGUGUUUUAUCCUCUCAUCAGCUGUUCCUCUGAGCUGGAAGUGAACAUAUCCCCAAAAGCUGCAGUGUCAAACAAUCUAAAGCAGGGUGACCUCUGCGUUGGCGAAGGAAAACGGCGACCCCGGCGGACUCGAUCGAGGCUGAUUGUUGUUGUAGCGGCUGCAGUGCUUCAGGAGGGUGAAUGGGUUGUUUACAGCGUUUUUGUUUACCUCCAACUUUAUUUAAACCUUGUGGUGGAAAGUCCUCAUGAGAGGAGUGAAUCCGACCAGGAUGUAAAAACACUCCGGUGUCACUGAAACGAAAAGUCAGGAAUGAAAUGAUACCAAUGAUCUUUAUAAAGGCCUUAAACCCGCAGUACAAAGUGGCUUUAUAGAGCAGUUCUCAACCUCAAAUACCCCCUUAUUGAACCUAAUGCUAGUUCUGGUCCGGUGCUGGUUCUGGUCCGGUGCUGGUCUGCUAGCUCAAUGUUAAAUUCAUAACAUCUACGUGAUAAAUGGCUGAUAAAUACAUCACUCUCUGCAGUGUUAGCUGUUGUUACCAAGGUUUAUGCCAUGAUGCUACUAAUUGUUGCCUCGAUUGUAACAUCGAUGUGAGAAAUUAGUUGCUCACUAAACAGCUAAUAAACACACAGCUGGAACCAGUUCUGGCUCCGAACCAGCGGACCCAUAUUUGAUGAGAUGUGGUCUGAUCAGAUAGUUAAUCUACAGUACAGAGAGUUAUUAUGGGAUAUCAGUGUGAAACUUAACAGAAACUUUUAGUCAAUGAAAUAAUAGUUAUAUUAAAUUCCUCGGUUGAGAACCACUCUUCUACAGUUUUGGCUCUUCAUAGUUUACCACAACUUUUGCCAAGUGACGGCCAUGGAUGUAUUAACAGAGCUGGAUACGGCGCCUCCACUCCGCCCUGCUGCCCCCCAGUGGCCACUCGUGGCACUGCAACAAGUACAAGCAUUUAUUAUUAAUCCUUGUAUAAAGAAGUUUUAUAUUUAUUAAAUUCUUCCCAGAGCCCCGAAAAGCUAUUUUUAUUUCCAUGACGUCAUGCUGAUGUAAUGAAGUGGGCGGGGCCAGCAGGAGAAACACUAAUGAGCGCGUGCAGCCUGAAGUUCAGUAUCCAGUAAUGAUGCAUCCAUAGUGACAGGACCUUUUGCUGCUGACGCUUCGAUUCUGUCUGAAAUACAAUAAGCUCAUUUUAAGGUGGUUGGUUAAGUUUUCACAACUUCAGCCGACUGAAGGAAAAUCCUUCGGGUCACUUUUCAGCAUUUAAAUCUCUAAAUUUUCUAUUUUGUAAUUUCAAAUGCAAAAGUUCUCGUAUGGAAAUCUGACCGUCGGCUUCUCCUUCAGUCGUCUCUGCGGCGGUGAAACGUUUGUGUUUACCAGAGAAGAUGAAAGUUCCCCUUCGCUGUGUUGAAAGUGCAGAUUUCACCAACGCAGGAAGAAAAGAAACGAAUGUUGUAAUAAGGUACAAACUGUCAUCUCCGUGUCCUCAUCUAUAUUUAACCUCAAGACUCACUAAUUUAUUGCCUUUUUUUUUAAGUUGGCGGGAGGAAACGAACGGACACCAGUUUCCUCGUGUUGCUGCUUUGAUGUGUUGAUGUUUCACGUGUUGAUAUUCUGAUGCACAAUAUUUUUUAUUGAGGGCUGUUUGACCGACUGUACAAAUAUGUUAAAUGUGUAAAAUUAAAAGCUUGUUAAAAGAA
Dicentrarchus labrax (European seabass) is the source of this 2610-nucleotide messenger RNA. RefSeq names its product RAB24, member RAS oncogene family (gene rab24). Gene Ontology annotation, molecular function: GTPase activity; GTP binding. The record is from RefSeq and is a predicted model, not a curated record. Lineage: Eukaryota; Metazoa; Chordata; Actinopteri; Moronidae. The transcript has 8 exons. Bases 54 to 695 code for a protein of 213 amino acids.